GCACCAUGCUGAUAUCCAAGUCUCCAUCCGCCAAAGACUCGAUAGAGGAUUGGUACAAACACAUAAGCAAAACCAAAAGCCCCCGAAAGCUCACGAGAAUCCUCCUCUCAGACCGGCCGUUCAAAGACAAGACCAAUCUCCUCGUUGCACUGCCGGUAUCAGCAACAGAACAGAAUACUGACAUGCGAUGGCUCGAGUCUAAGUUUGAAGAUACUGGCCACGCUCAGCUUGCACAAAUUAUCAGUUAUGGGAUCUUUCCCGACGGUGCUGAAAAUUGGAGGCAGACCUGCCUUCUGGUUGUGUUUAAAGGGCCUUUAGGGCAUACAGAAAGGAUCCAGACUGGUAUCUCUGCGCAUGGCUACGCCAAGAUUAUGUUGGACGUGGUGGCUGUUGUGGACGAGAUUGUGGAUGCUGCAAAAAGCCCGACCAGGAACAACACUACUACUACUACUACUACUACUAUAUGUCACAAAUGGGAUCGAGGCCAUUGCACCAGUGCUUGUUGUGGCUGCUACAUUCGCAGUCGGGGACGCGAUGGCCGUGAUGCCAAAAAGCAAACUGAUAUGGAAGAUUUUCCAUUUGAUAUUGCUGCCUACAAAUCGCUAUAUUCAAAGCGAGUUUAUCCUUUGGCUAUACCAGUUCAUACCUAA
This is a messenger RNA of Aspergillus glaucus CBS 516.65, 650 nucleotides long. RefSeq lists its product as uncharacterized. The coding region runs from base 6 to 650 and encodes 214 amino acids. NCBI's taxonomy places the organism in Eukaryota, Fungi, Ascomycota, Eurotiomycetes, Eurotiales, Aspergillaceae. The record is from RefSeq and is a predicted model, not a curated record. The transcript is spliced from 3 exons.